AUGGAGGCUGCAUUGUGGUCAGAUGGUAUACCAUCGGACAUACUCGGAUUAAUAUCAUCACGUCUUAUUGCUGCGGAAUAUUUUAUUUUUCGUGCUGUUUGUAAAAAAUGGAGACACACACCCGUUACCCCUCCACAUUGUCCUGCUCAAUCAGAAAAAUCGCCUCGUUUGUUCACAUUGCGUGGAGAUACUGGAAUAGUUGAUUUCUUUCAUCCCGUGUAUAAUUUUAUGACAACUACGUCUAUUCCAAUUCCGAAAUUAAUGAAUUCUCGAAUUCGAAGUUCAAAAGGUAAUUGGUUACUGAUGAGUCAUGGUGAUUGCGAUAUGUUUUUUUUCAAUUUUAUUAGCAAUGAGAUAAUUGAACUUCCUAAUCUACAAGGGGAGAGUCGAUAUAUCACUUGUUGGAUAUUUUCAUGUCCUCCAAACUCGUCGUCAUCUGCUUGCUUUGUUGUUGGUUUGGACUACAGUGGUAAUCCUCCAGACGUUUGCAUCAUCAAAAUUGGAGAGACUAAUUGGACGUUUCAUAACUUAAGUGAUCUAGCAGAUACAUAUAAACAUUUUGCAUUAACGGGAUGCAGUAGUCCAAUAUUUUUUAGAAAUAAUAUUGUUUAUGUAGUGGGAGAUAAAGGAAAUCUGGGUAUACUUACCAUCAAUGAAAACUCAACUCCUAGUUGGGAAUUUUAUGGUAAACCAUUUCGAGGUAGAAGAGUAAAGUCAAUCAACUAUGUUUUCACGGCAGAAGAUGUCGAAAACAAAGGAAUAUUAGUUGUAUUUCUAUCUCACCACGAAGGGAAAGUAGAGGUUUGGAGGUACAAAAUGAAUGGAGAGGUGUUGGAGAGGGAAGAAAUAACAAGUUUAGACAAUAAUAAAACAUUGUUUGUGAGCUUGGUAGGAUCGUACUUGAAAACAUGUGUUGCACCGGGGCUAGGGAACAAGAUAUAUUUUUCAAUGUUUCACAAUGAAAAUGGUGUUUUCUAUUGUUUAGUCAAUCGCAAAUAUUACUCUUCUGAUUAUUUGGGCAUCAAAACUUAUUCAAGUCCAAAUAUUUUCAACUUCAUUCGACCAAUAUCAUGCAUUUUGGAUCGAAUCAGAGGAUGA
This is a messenger RNA of Solanum lycopersicum (tomato), 1098 nucleotides long. RefSeq names its product F-box protein At4g00893-like. The record is from RefSeq and is a predicted model, not a curated record. Lineage: Eukaryota; Viridiplantae; Streptophyta; Magnoliopsida; Solanales; Solanaceae. Gene Ontology annotation, molecular function: protein binding.